AUGCGUCAUGUCCUGGAUACGCUCGAGGCGCGACGACAGCAAGAGCAAGCCCGUCAGGCGGAGCCGACGCGGGUCGACAACGAUGAAGCGGCCACGGCAUCGCCCGCGCACGGUCGAGGGCAAAGGCAACCCGAGCAGGGAGUAAACAAUCGGGCUCGCGCUACCGUCGGACCUGGGGAACACAACGUGAGGGGCUCUUAUGGAAACGCCGAGGGUCUCGACGACGAGGGUCCGUCCACUUCCAGCAACCCGUACGCCGAAAGCGUCGCCUGCCUCAUGAGGACGGAGGACGCGCUGAACCGGAGCUACGUCGAGACUACCAACCGCGCUUGCCAGUCUGCGGAGCUCGCCGGGGCCAUGGUAGGAGCGCUGCUACAGCAUCGACGGAUUCGCAUGAGCCUGAAAGUGCAAGCGGGCGCGAGGAAGUUUCACGACGGCAUGAAGAGGGCCCUCGAACUUCCGGACGAUUAG
This is a messenger RNA of Punctularia strigosozonata HHB-11173 SS5, 471 nucleotides long. RefSeq lists its product as uncharacterized. The transcript has 3 exons. The coding region runs from base 1 to 471 and encodes 156 amino acids. The record is from RefSeq and is a predicted model, not a curated record. Lineage: Eukaryota; Fungi; Basidiomycota; Agaricomycetes; Corticiales; Punctulariaceae.